AUGGCAUCCACAGCGACGAGCCCCGACCUCCAGUGCCAAUACACGUACAAGCCGUGCUUCAACCCGCGCUCGACCAAGAAGAACGGGUCGCUUCACUCGUUUUGCGAGUACCACCGUAAGAAGGCCAAUGCCAUCCAGAAAGCCCAUGCGACCAAGAAGCGGCUACGCGAGAGCGGGCUCACCGACGACCACCGAGAAGUGGCCGCGCCGUCCAUCUUUAUUGCGUCGCAGCCGGCGCGGCCCCGCCUCUCGACGCCGUCCUUUGACAGCAACGAUGUUCGGUUUUUGCACGAGUGGCUCGUCCAGCAUGACACGCUCGACGAAGUCGACAGCAAUUACAUUGGCGCGACCGACGAGAUUGAGCUCACGCCGGAGGACUACGCGAUUCUGCGGGAUCUGUUUUAG
This is a messenger RNA of Saprolegnia parasitica CBS 223.65, 405 nucleotides long. RefSeq lists its product as hypothetical. Bases 1 to 405 code for a protein of 134 amino acids. The record is from RefSeq and is a predicted model, not a curated record. The transcript has a single exon. Lineage: Eukaryota; Oomycota; Saprolegniomycetes; Saprolegniales; Saprolegniaceae.